Molecule: messenger RNA, 683 nt
Organism: Gekko japonicus
Lineage: Eukaryota; Metazoa; Chordata; Lepidosauria; Squamata; Gekkonidae
Product: paired box protein Pax-2a-like
Exons: 9
Biological process (GO): regulation of transcription by RNA polymerase II; anatomical structure development
Molecular function (GO): DNA-binding transcription factor activity, RNA polymerase II-specific; RNA polymerase II cis-regulatory region sequence-specific DNA binding
Source: RefSeq, a predicted model, not a curated record
UUCCCAGUACAGCUUCCCCUCCCGUCUCGAGCGCCUCCAAUGAUCCAGUGGGUUCCUACUCCAUUAACGGGAUUCUGGGGAUUCCUCGGUCGAAUGGCGAGAAGAGGAAACGUGAUGAAGAAAUCUCCGAGGGCUCUGUUCCGAAUGGCGACUCCCAGAGUAGUGUGGACAGUUUGCGGAAACACCUUCGUGCCGACACCUUCACGCAACAGCAGCUGGAGGCUUUGGAUCGAGUCUUCGAACGUCCUUCUUACCCUGAUGUCUUCCAGGCCUCGGAACACAUCAAAUCGGAGCAGGCUUCUGAAUUAUCAGCUCCAGAGACGCAGCCCGGGCCUCCUCGUGUUCUCCCGUCCUCAUCCACCUCUUUAGCCAGUGAAACAGGCUGCUUCCUGCGGAGACGGUGGCCGGUGGAGGUGGGUCGCGACAUGGCCAGCACCACCCUGCCUGGCUACCCACCCCACGUCCCGCCGACUGGACAGGGCAGCUACCCGACCUCCACUCUGGCCGGAAUGGUGCCUGGGAGUGAAUUCUCAGGGAAUCCAUACAGCCACCCUCAGUACACGACCUACAACGAAGCCUGGAGGUUCAGCAACCCGGCGUUACUAAGUUCCCCUUAUUAUUAUAGUGCCACAUCCCGGGGCUCCGCACCUCCCACUGCUGCCGCUGCCUAUGACCGCCACUAG